UGCCAAAAGAUAAUUCUCUCUCAACUCUCCUACGUUUAACCAAGCAAAUCCUAGUCUAAACAGUUUCCCGUAGCUGUCAUACUUUCGAACCUGCGAUCCCUUUGAAUUGAUUAGCAUCACUUCACUUCAAACGGCUCCUCGUGGCAUCUUGGUCGUUCUUGCCAACCUCAUCUUGCCAUCAUGCCCGCAGGAUUACAAUGGAAGGGAUUUUCGAGGAAACUGAAGGGAAUGGUAGUUGAGAGUGCUACAUUACUCGGAUCGGGCAGGGCUCAGAACUAUUCUAACGAUGUAGAUGCCUUCGGAUUGUUCCUUCUCCAUCCACAGGAUGAAGAGAGGCACGCUGGCGGAGCUGUGGCUGGAGGAAGUAAGGAACCAGAGGCUACGAGGCUCUAUAAUGCGGACAUCAUAGCAAUCCAUGGGCUAGGAGGCACAGCACACAAAACUUGGACCCACGAGAAUGGAAUUCUUUGGCUUCGGGACAUUGUGCCAAAUGAAUUACCGGGAGUAAGAAUUUACACUUUUGGAUACGAUUCGAGCUUUGCAUUUUCUAAGGGAACUGGAACAUUAAGUGAUUUUGCGAAGAAUUUGCUAGAAGCGAUCAGACUGGAACGAACAACUCCCGAGUCAAAUGCUCGGCCAAUUAUUCUGGUCUGCCACAGCAUGGGUGGAAUAGUUGCAAAGCUGGCUAUUACCAUUGCACGGAACGAGUCUGAUCAUUACCCUGGCAUUGGCAAAGCUGUGACAGCAAUAUUGUUUCUAGGGACACCCCAUCAAGGUUCCGCGUCAGCUCGCUAUGCCACCAUCUUAGCAGGAACUGCCAACGCUUUGAUCAUUGGGUCCCAAAUCUCCCGACUUACUGGCCCUAUACGAUCCAGUCUAUUAAAAUCUCUACAACGACACGAACCAGAACUCUUACGUGUGGCUGAAGAUUUUAGAGUCCACACUGCAAACCUUAAUAUCAUCUCAUUCAUUGAGGGCAGAAAUAUGAAAGGAAUGAAUUCAAGAAUCGUUGACGAUCACAGCGCUUUUGUCGGAGCUUCUACAGAACGAAAAAUACCGAUGCCAGGCUAUGACCAUAGGGAAAUCUGCAGGCACGGCUCGCCUGAUGAUCAUGGCUUAAAGCUACUUCUUGGAGCGCUCAAAAGUUGCAUGCCGAUCGGCAUGUCACGAAGCCUAUAUAAUGAUCCAACAAGAGUGCCCGAGCGUGAAGCUCCCCCAUUUGUCAACAUCCCAUUCCAGAAAAAUUCAGCUUUUGUCGGACAGCAGGAAGUCCUUGAACAGCUGACAACCGUCUUCCACGGGAGCCAUAACACCCGGCAAAUUGCGCUCUAUGGCCUUGGCGGAAUUGGGAAAUCACAGAUUGCAUUGCAAUAUGUACACAACGCCAAUGAGAACGAUCCCGAUAUCUCCAUCUUUUGGGUCUUCGCUGGCACUAAGGAGCGGUUUGAGCGCGAUUACAUGGAGAUCGCGAAAGGCUUGAGGCUUCCAGGUCACAAUAAUCCAGAGGUUGAUAUUUUCAACCUUGUGAAAACUUCACUGGAGAAGGCCCACUUCGGAAAAUGGAUAAUGGUUAUUGACAACGCUGACGAUCUGUCAAUGUUCUACGGCUCGCCAGAAGAAGAGGAGAAAGAGUCAGAUACUGGUAAAAAGUGCUAUCCUAAUGGUUUAUUCAAUUAUAUUCCUAGUUGUCCUUCCGGAUCGGUUCUUUAUACCACCAGGAACAAAGCGGAUGCUUUACAGCUGACAAGCAGUGGCCACAUCAUCCAAGUGAGAGAAAUGGGCUUGAAGGAUCUGCAUAGUCUCCUACAGACAAAACUGUACGGUGAAACUCCAGAUGAAGAACAGUAUACCGAUUUGAUAACUACUCUCGACAGCCUCCCCCUCGCACUUGUUCAGGCUGCCAGCUAUAUCCGUCAAAAUUCAUGGUCGAUUGCUAAAUACUUGAAGUACUUUCGCAGUAAAGAUACUGAUUUGUCAUUCCAAAUUCUGUUGCACGAUUUCCGGGACCAGACUCGAGACAAAACUGUAGCAAACUCCGUUUUCAAGACAUGGAUGAUUACUGCUCAACAGCUCGAGGGUCAGCACCCGGAGGCAGCCGAGACGCUUUUCAUGAUGGCGUUCUAUAGUAGUCAAAAUAUCCCGCGGUAUCUCCUCGUCCCGGAAAAUGUACUUCCUGAAUCCUCUAAUGGAUCGGAAUGUGUCACAAAUCUACCAUCUCCGAAGUCGAACCGUACUCUAGGGGAUACCGCCGAGUAUCUCCUCGACCAGGCUAUCGGGACACUCGUGGCAUAUUCCCUCAUCAACAUUGCAUAUGACAGCCAACCAGAAAGCUACUCCAUCCACCGCCUUGUGCAAAGCUUUACACGUUAUUGGUUAGUGGAGCACAGGAAUACUGCAGAUAGCUGGGCUGCUAAGGCCGUCAACUCCCUUUCGCGAGAGUUCCCGGCGACAGAGUUUGAAAAUUGGAUGAAGUCUGCACAGCUGCUUCCACAUGUCCUUAAGUUCAUGGACCUUCAGCCCGUUUCACAUCUGCCUCCCCUUCGUUUUGGAGUUCUCCUUAUUGCAUGCUCAGACUACCUAAGAAUGAGGGCGCAUUACGUCCUCGCUAGCAAAUACGCCCAUCUCGCAAUCGAGAUACUCGAAAAGAGCCCAGAAGAACAGACCUUCGCAAUCUUGGAUGCUAAAUGCUCUCUUGCACUCAUUUAUCGAAGUACCGCACGCUUCCAGGAAGCAGAACAACUCCUCCGCCCCGCAAUUGAAAAUUACAGCAUUGCUCUAGGCGCAGAUACCAGAACCCUCUCUGCGGUGGCCACCUUGAGUGUCGUAUUACGAGAGCAAGAAAAAUAUGAAGUGGCUGAGAAAUUAGCACGUUCAGCUUUCCACCAUCUGGGAGACCAAGACCACUUGCAGGAUCCUAAGCUUGCUGAGUGUAGAACUAAAGUAGAGGCUGCUCUUGCGACCGUCUUGGGCGAUACUGGACAAUAUAAGGAGUCACUUGAGAUACAGCAAGCAAUUCUACAGCGCUUACUCGAGUCACAUGAGCGGAAACAUCCCAGAGUAGCACAGGCCCAACAUAAUAUUGCUGUUACGCUUUGUAAGGAUGGCCAGUAUGCAGCGUCGAGGGUAUUGAGCAGUGAAAUCCUGGAAUUCAACCGCCGAUUCUACGGACCCGACCACCCCCGAACGUUAAAUAUAGAAUAUAACUUGGGGCGUGUCCUGGAAGAGGAAGGGGAUCAUGGAGAAGCAGAGACACACUUCCGAAGUGUAAUUAAUUCGCGGGGGACAAAUUUGCUUGGAAAAUAUGACCCAGAGACGAUAGAUUGCAUUCGAAGUCUCACCGAGUGCCUGGAGAACCAGAAGAAGUAUCAAGCUGCAAAUGAAUACUAUCAAGCUGCAUACCAACGGCUACUCGAAAGCCCCGGUACUAAGUAUGUUUGGGUAGUUGCUCUUGGGGAGGAUCUCGCAAGGACUCUGAAAUUGACACACCACUUGGCUGAAAGUAUAAUAGAGUCGAAAGAGGAGCCUCUGGCCAGCGAACCUAUCCACCACAUUACUCUCCCAAGAGGCAGCGGAGGCGGCGGCGGCAGGCAUCGCCACAAGCCUUAUGCUAGAGAUUCUAGCUUUGGCAGCUGGACUCGAUAAGUACAUCCCUAAGAAAUCGUGACAGCCUGAUAGGAAGCUGGUGAUCGGAGGUAGGAGGGGUGAAUGGGAAAGGGAGGGAGGGGAAAGUAGUAUCCGUGCGUGUAUAUCCAAGAUUACGGUAGAGGGCAAGUUCUGUUCCCGGGUGGGAGGAGUUUAGGCAUGUCAGGGGACGAGAAAUUGUUUUCGUUUCAUCGCCAAGGUUUCCAAGGAGAAGCCUCCGUCAGCCUUUAGUUUUGCCUUAAUCUCGAUUUGAGAUCAGGUGAAUGCCUUAGGCACUAAUUUAAGGGAUGUCA
Molecule: messenger RNA, 3935 nt
Organism: Hyaloscypha bicolor E
Lineage: Eukaryota; Fungi; Ascomycota; Leotiomycetes; Helotiales; Hyaloscyphaceae
Product: TPR-like protein
Exons: 7
Coding region: 181-3642 (1153 amino acids)
Molecular function (GO): protein binding; hydrolase activity, acting on ester bonds
Source: RefSeq, a predicted model, not a curated record